AUUAUUUUUGAUUGUAUGUCAGUAGUAAGGUAUAUAGACGAUUUUCAAUCAAUCAAUCCAGAAGGGUUACAUGGUUACAUCAGAAUUUUACAAAUUUUUUUUUGCGGCAUUUGUACAGACUUAGACUAGACGCAAAACAUAAAACGUGGAUAGUAAACUUCAAAAUAAAACGAAUAGUUUUCGUGAGAAAAUCGUACGCCAUGAGUCACUUUAGUGGGGUUUUACAGCUCACGGAUUUGGACGAUUUUAUUACCCCGUCUCAAGAAUGUAUAAAACCUGUGAAAGUUGAAAAGAAGGUUGCAGGGAGCCGUGGCGGGGCUAAAAUUCAAAUAGAGGAGGACGGGUCUUACAUAGAAGAAAAUGAUUUAGGAGAAAAGAAGAAAUUAGAGAAAGUUUCUGAUUCCUUUAGAUUAAUAUUGCAUUUUGUAGGAUGUAUUACUUCGGCAGAGACAAUUCUGAUUGAGCAGCAAAGUAAUCAGCAAAUUUACAAAAUUCUCAGAGAAAAAGAAGAAAAGAAAGAUGAUCCUCCUUUUAUAGUUUUCAGUGUUGCUAUCCAACCCAUCAUAUCUCUCAGCGCUAGAUAUAAACUUACUCCUGAGGUGACUGCCAGAAAACUUGUCACAUUUUUCAAGAAACUUGGAGCGGAUUUGGUUUUAGAUCUGAAGAUUGCUGAAGAUUUAUCUAUCCUAGAACAACAACAGGAGUUUCUAAACAGAUAUAGAGAGAGGAAGGAGGGACAAAAACAUCCUGGUCCUAUUCUGAGCUCAAGUUGUCCUGGGUGGAUUUGCUACGCAGAAAAGACGCAUGGAUCCUGGAUUCUUAAUAACAUUUCUAGGUAUACACUAAACAACAUAAUUGCAAAUCUUAUAGCGUUUCCGACACUAAAAAAUCACCCUAAACUGGAGGCAUCUCGGGAAGAUUUUUACUCUGAUGUGAUUGAAUGUAGAGAUGUGGACUGCGUGGUCACAUCAUUAGAAAUACAGGAAAUGAUCGAAAAUGAAGAUUUCAAGGUGGAUUUUCAGAGUCUAGAAGAAACAGACCUGGACACCCUGGUCCCUGGUCCUGCAGAGUUAAUAGUUAAUACAGGUUCCGGCUCCGGAGGAUACUCAGACCACGUGUUUAGAGCAGCUGCUGGCCAGAUCUUUAGUAAGGAAAUCUCCAGUAUUCAGUACACUACUCUUAAAAAUCAGGAUUUUAUGGAAGUAUCUUUGGAACAGGAUGGACGUGUCUUGCUGAAGUUUUGUAUAGCAAAUGGAUUUAGAAACAUUCAAAAUUUAGUUCAAAAGAUGAAAAGAAAGCGAUGUGAUUAUGAUUUUGUUGAAAUUAUGGCUUGUCCGAGCGGUUGCUUGAAUGGAGGUGCUCAACUAAGACCUGAAGGUGAGCAGACAAGCAAGGAACUCAUAACCUGGCUCCAGGAGCAGUAUACAAACAUGAAAACCUGUUUGCCAGAGGAGAAUGUUUUACUGAAUAAAGUCGUAUCUGCCUGGUUCCAGGGGGACCUGGAGAAACGUCAACACCACCUCUACACUGAGUACCAUGAGGUUGAGAAAAUGACGAAUGCGCUCGCCAUCAAGUGGUGAACUUCGCAAUUCAUGGUUCUUUCAUCUUAUUUACGGGUCUGUAAGCGUGACCCUUCAUUCAAGGAUGGCAGUACCCUUAAAAGCUUUGUCUGGUCAAGUAUGAUCUAGAAAAUAGAUAUCCAUGUUUUAAUUUCUUUAAACUGUUUAUUUUCAUUUGCGGUUUCUCUAAUGGAAAGUGACCGGCGCAUUAUCGGUUAUAUGAAGCAAUAGAGAAAUGAGGUCUUCCACAGUUUUAAUCAGAUUAAGGUUUCAAAUCGGACGUUGUCAUCUUUGCAUUGAGGGCCACUUGCUCUGUAUGCUAACAGUACUUUUUGUACUCAGUACUCGAAAGCCAUAAGAUAAUUCUAAGAAAUUAAAAUUAACAAUGCAAAAAGUAAAAUCCUUGUAACUACAUUAAAAGGACUGUAUUCAUAAGUUCAAGUGACUUUUUCAUAUAUGCAUAAGCAUUAAGCAUUUCUGAUUCACAACGGUACUAAUUUAACCUUUGUGUGAUAUCCUGAAUAUUGCUGAAUGAGAUAUCCUUCCUGUUAAGAUAAAAAAAACGAUAUAUGAUUCUGCUCUUUUUAGUAACAUCUUCAGUUCCUUUAAAGAGGUUGAAUUUUUUUUUAUAGUUUUAACCAACCAGAUUCGGCCAUUGUAUAUCCUAAACAGUGUUAUUAUAUUCCCAUGUAUCUGUGAUAGUUAAAAUACGUAGAAGUUUCUAGACUAUGCAAUUAUUUCAGAA
Messenger RNA from Eurytemora carolleeae, 2304 nucleotides. Its product is annotated as probable cytosolic Fe-S cluster assembly factor AAEL012261. The record is from RefSeq and is a predicted model, not a curated record. Gene Ontology annotation, molecular function: 4 iron, 4 sulfur cluster binding. Bases 201 to 1580 code for a protein of 459 amino acids. Gene Ontology annotation, cellular component: cytosolic [4Fe-4S] assembly targeting complex. The transcript has 13 exons. Gene Ontology annotation, biological process: iron-sulfur cluster assembly. NCBI's taxonomy places the organism in Eukaryota, Metazoa, Arthropoda, Copepoda, Calanoida, Temoridae.